Molecule: messenger RNA, 186 nt
Organism: Suillus paluster
Lineage: Eukaryota; Fungi; Basidiomycota; Agaricomycetes; Boletales; Suillaceae
Exons: 1
Biological process (GO): DNA recombination; DNA integration
Molecular function (GO): DNA binding
Source: RefSeq, a predicted model, not a curated record
CCAAUGGUCAAAGCCCGGGCAAUCGAGACGGUAAACAAUAUCCUGUCCACCUGGAACUGGGGGACAACGUUUGGGCACUCAUUCAGAAUUGGCAGAGCAUCAUUCUACCUGGCCAACAAGGUAGACCCAGAGAUAGUUCGGAUCGCCAGCCGAUGGAAGUCGUUGGCAUACAAGACUUACAUCAGA